Molecule: messenger RNA, 576 nt
Organism: Peromyscus californicus insignis
Lineage: Eukaryota; Metazoa; Chordata; Mammalia; Rodentia; Cricetidae
Gene: Chtf8
Product: chromosome transmission fidelity factor 8
Exons: 5
Coding region: 211-576 (121 amino acids)
Biological process (GO): mitotic sister chromatid cohesion
Cellular component (GO): Ctf18 RFC-like complex
Source: RefSeq, a predicted model, not a curated record
GCGAGGCCGGAAGUGCGCAGGCAAUGCUCGCGGCGGCGGCGACGGCGGCGGGAGGUUCGGUUGUCGCCCGUUGGCCGCGCGGCGCCGCGCUCGGCGGCCGCCAUUGCAGAUACCACAGAUCCUCCCUCUCUUUCCUCUUCCUGCCCCUCCAGCCUUCGCCCUGACAACCCACCUCACUUUUUCAGUUGCUUUUUUAAAGAAGGAAGGCUCAUGGUGCAAAUUGUUAUUUCCAGUACGGGGGCUGGAGGCCUGGCAGAAUGGGUGCUGAUGGAACUACAGGGGGAGAUCGAGGCUCGCUACAGCACCGGAUUAGCUGGAAACCUCCUGGGAGACCUACAUUACACCACUGAGGGAAUCCCUGUGCUGAUCGUGGGGCAUCAUAUCCUGUAUGGGAAAAUCAUCCACCUGGAGAAACCUUUUGCAGUCCUUGUCAAACACACUCCUGGGGAGCAGGACUGUGAUGAGCUUGGUCAAGAGACUGGCACUCGGUACUUGGUGACAGCACUCAUCAAAAACAAGAUUCUUUUCAAAACUCGCCCUAAGCCUAUUAUCACCAACGUUCCCAAGAAAGUAUGA